Molecule: messenger RNA, 1128 nt
Organism: Tricharina praecox
Lineage: Eukaryota; Fungi; Ascomycota; Pezizomycetes; Pezizales; Pyronemataceae
Product: Vta1 like-domain-containing protein
Exons: 3
Coding region: 1-1128 (375 amino acids)
Biological process (GO): late endosome to vacuole transport via multivesicular body sorting pathway
Cellular component (GO): multivesicular body
Source: RefSeq, a predicted model, not a curated record
AUGGACGGACGCGACGGCAUAAUCACGUACUAUUGCUACUUCUGGGCGAUCCGGCUGGCGCUGGAGAGGGGUCUGCAUACGGCGUCGCCCGAGUGCACGGCGUAUGUGUCAAAAACCAUGGAAGAUCUUGAAACGAGGAAGGAAGCAUUGAAGGGCGAUGAUAGGCUCGAAGACGAUAUGGUAGCCCGCGCAUAUGUCGAGAACUUCGCGUUCCGGAUCUUCGACACGGGGAGUAAAGCUGUUGAGGCUGGACGCGCAACUGAGAAAACUCCCGAGACCCUCCAAGCGGCCGCAGUGUUCCUGGAGAUCACCAAGACCUUUGACGAUGCUCCGACGGAUGGCGAGAUCGCAAAGAAGAUUAAAUAUGCGAAGUUUCAUGCGGCACGGAUACUUAAGGCUAUGAGGGAGGGCAAUGAUUUGAAUCCGCCGCAGCAGGCCCCGCCGCCGCCAGCGCUGGAUGAUUCUACACGCCCACACCCGACAGUCGAGGAGGUUCCCGAUGAGACGUUCGCCCCGCAGCCGGGUACAGUUAGUACUCCGGAUAUUAUGAUGAGUGGGCCUGCGCCGGUAGAGUUGCCGGCCACGGCGGCAGCGCAGGAGGGGUAUUUCCCGCAGGUGCCGAUGGGACAUGAGUCGCCGGUGGUGGAGAAAUCUACCUUCUCAGACAUGGACUUCAGUCCGCCGUCGCCGCCAUCGUUAGCCCCGCGGAGUGCUCCUCCUCCAACACCCCCGGUGCCUCAGUCACCACCACCACCGCCUCCUCCGCCGCAGGUAUAUCAACCACUGCCACCACCCCCUCCGAUAUUCCAUCCGCCGCCGCUGGCGCAGGUGUUUCACCAGCCACCACCGCCCCCCGUACAGCCGCCACCACCGCAACCUCAAUACCAGCAAACCUACAAUCCUCCCACACCCUACAACCAACCGACACCAUCACCCUACCACCAACAACAACAACCAUCACCACCACCACCACCCCAGGCUAGACAGCAAGUGAGCGAAGCGGACAUAGCGAAAGCGCAAAAACUCGCCAAGUGGGCCAUCUCGGCAUUGGAUUACGAAGACAUCGACAAUGCGGUACUGCAGCUCCGCAAUGCGCUAGCCGCGCUUGGGGCUGGUCCUCAGGUUUAA